Olea europaea var. sylvestris is the source of this 2238-nucleotide messenger RNA. RefSeq lists its product as uncharacterized. The record is from RefSeq and is a predicted model, not a curated record. The transcript has a single exon. NCBI's taxonomy places the organism in Eukaryota, Viridiplantae, Streptophyta, Magnoliopsida, Lamiales, Oleaceae. The coding region runs from base 1 to 2238 and encodes 745 amino acids.
AUGGAAUAUUGUGAAGAAUUUCUUGAGCGGUGCCGGUACUUGGGCUAUAAUCCCAAAAAGUUCAGCUCACCAAUGCCAUGGAUUGGCAUCUAUGUUGCAUUCGCAUCUGCAAUCUGCUCCCUUGCAAUGGCUCUUGAUGCAAUCAAUGGUUUCUUUAAAAAGAAAUUUUGGUUUCCAUGCAGAGUUUUUACUCUUAAUGCUGCUUCAUUGACAUUAUUAGCUAUUGCAGUGAAGUUGCCAAUGGAUUUGAACAAUCCAAUGCCACGAUACCCUGAUCAGCUUGCAAAAUUCAGCAGCACUGUUCUGAUGUCAACAGCGAUGGCUAAUUUUAUGCCAUCUCUAGGAUCCAUGGAUGACAAGGAAAUCUUUAUGAACAUGAUAGCCUUGGGAAUAUUUGUCAUCACCCUACUUGUGAAUGUAUGCAUCCAGAUAUACACUGGUGUAAUCUACGCCGACUGGUUCCUGCAAGCUCUGGUCAUGUUUUUCAUAAUUGUCAUGUUUGUGAUUAUGAGUUUCCCGUCCUUGGUGGUUCCAACCACCAAAAAAUACUUGGAAUUUGAGUUUCGGAAAAUAGAUAGCAUGAUAGCCAGUGAAGAUCCGCGAGAAAAUGGAAUGACUGCAAUUGAGAAACUCAAGGAAGACUUAAAGAAGUAUUGGAUAAUGGCAGAAACCGGUAACCCCCAAUUUGUGAUGGCACGAUCUGUUACUUGCACGGCAUGUUGUGCUAUCUGCAUUCUUAAUGUUCUAAUGCUAUCACUAGUAUGGAUUCAGAAUAUUAUCAUUUACUUUUACAUUGGCCACCAUCGCUAUUUUCAUCCCGCAUCGGACUAUGGGAAAUCUACGUAUGUCAUUGCGUGGAUUCAGUCCAUAGGCGUGAUAAUAGGCACAAUUGGCCCUUUAUUUCGAUUGGUACGUGCCGUGAAAUUUAAGCGCUCUAUACUAAAAAUUGAUAACAUUGGGUUCAAAUUGGAGAAGUAUUGGAUUGAACGGCUGUUGGACUGGAAAGAGAGACCUUUGGCAUUGCGAAUACGAAAUAGGAGAUGCCAAAAAGUAGUCCACAAAACAAAAGAUCUGAUGCUGUCCUUCUGUAUAAAGAUUAAAAUUGCAGUGGUGGCAGUAAGCAAAUCUUUGUUGCUCAUGUCGACUUUUUUGAGUUGGCCGUUCUUCUCGUGCUAUUUCUGUUUCUUGAGGUGUAGAGAUUAUCUAAAAUCCAAUGGGUCAAAAAAUAAGCAAGGAUCAGGACUGGAAUCAAAAGAUCCAGAUAUAAGUCAUUAUGUUUUACAUCUUGAAGGUGAGGAGCAACUUCCUAGAGCCAUGGGAGACUACUUAUCAGUUGUUUCUAAAGGUCGAAGGCAGCCAUCACAACAACUACGAGAUCUUCUUCAUGAACUGACUAAUUUCAACAGCUUGGCAGAAUUUGAUAGCAGUCAAAUUCCAUCUGUGCUUUCUUUAGAGCCACCUAAUUGUUGGAAAUUGCCUGUUGUGACAUUAUCAAGCAUUCUCAUAGCGAUUCCUAACAUUGAUGAUGACAAGGUGGAGUCUGUGCUGAACUGUGUGCGUAAAGGAAUGGCAUACGUCAGCCUCGUAGAUAAAGUUCUUGCCAAAAAAUUGGAUUUGAAGAAGGUUAGAGAAGCAGCAGAUGCUACAUGGUUAGACGUGGAUCUCCUCUGUAGGUGGCAAGGUGAAGACCUUCGGAACAUGGCUACUGAAGGAAAAACAUCCAAGGAGAUUCUUGAAAAGCUUUGUGUCAUUGCUAAUAAAUAUGUCAUCGAAUUCAAGAUGAAAGGAAAUAUAGUUCCUGAAAAUCUCGAGUUGUCCAUUAAGGUAAUUGCUGCAAACUCAAUGUAUAGAAUCAGCCGAACUCUUCUGCUGCUGUACAAUGGUAUCAGUGAACCCAGUGAAGAGGAAAUCUUCAAGCACAUAUCCAUUCUCAUUGCAAAUAUAUUAGGUGCUUGCCUUACCAAUAUACCUCAGGUUAUAACUAUGAAUUUUCGGUCCAUUGCCCCCGAGAAAAGGGAGAAGAGCGUCUGCCAUGCUGCUCGAAUUCUUGGUGAAACAGAAGAAAUUUUAGAAGCCCUCCAAAAACAUGACCUUCCUGUCCUGACACCAGAGCAGCUGCUCAAUAUUGAUGAAUGGCGCGUUUCAAUGGAGGAGAAAAUUCUUUCAUCUCCUAUUACUGCAUCCAGUGGCACUAGGCCUUCUAGUUUUAAUGAACUGCAGACAGUUGUUGAUCAGUAG